This is a messenger RNA of Rhipicephalus microplus (southern cattle tick), 3330 nucleotides long. RefSeq names its product BTB/POZ domain-containing protein Rnb (gene Rnb). Gene Ontology annotation, biological process: anatomical structure morphogenesis. Gene Ontology annotation, cellular component: cytosol. Lineage: Eukaryota; Metazoa; Arthropoda; Arachnida; Ixodida; Ixodidae. The record is from RefSeq and is a predicted model, not a curated record. Gene Ontology annotation, molecular function: protein binding.
UAGUCGUAACUGGGGCAGACCGUCGUCAUUGAAAUUUUUGGCGAAAUAGGGGAUAAUGAUACGGAAUCGCUGAAAUACUUAGUGUUAUUAUGAGCUUAAAGAGUCUUCUAAGCGAGCUCGUGGCGAAGAUUGCCUCGGGUUCGUUCUCGACUUCGUUCAACGCGCUUGUAGAAGUGUCCAAGCUCUGCCGGAAGGACUCCGCAGCUGUUUCUGAAUUCUGCGCUCUCGGAGGAAUAUCGGCGCUCCUCGGGCUCGUGGAAAAGCCCAAAUACUCGGAUAUAUGUCUCAGCAUACUCGCUAACUGCUGUUUAGUCGACAGAGCUCGCGAAGAGGUCAUCAGGCGGGGCGGCUGUCGAAGCAUUGCACGAAUCUUAUCAUGCAUCGAAAAGGAGAGCGUUCGGAAUCGAGCCUGCCGGGGACUCGCCAACGUAGCGAUGACCAGUCGAGGGGCCAAAGAGAUUCACAGCUGUAAGGCUGUGGAACACAUAGUCACAUUCCUCACUUCACCGACGUCGUGCGAGAGCCAAGUCACAGCGCUGCGCGCAGUAAGGAUCCUCGCCAACGCUCCUGAAUGCCGCGACGACCUAGUUGCCUUGAAAGCACCUGCUGCGGCCGUUAAAUCCCUGCAGAGCGAGGCCCUCCAGAAGCACGCAGUGCAGGCGCUGGCGUCGUUGACGCAGUCCUGUAGCUUGGAAUGUGCUUUGCAGAUUAAAGAUGCUGAUGGAUUCAAGGCUCUGGAGGAACUUCUUCAAGUAUCGGAGAGCGCAGUGCUCGAAUCUGCUUUUGCAGCUCUUGCCAACCUUUCUGUAGUAGGCGAUGUACGGCCAGACCUCGGUGCUGCUCAGGCUAUCUCUGCCCUCAUAAAGCAGCUCACUGACUACAAGCUGGCAAAACCAAGUUAUGGAACACUUUUUUCGUCUUUGUGCCGCUACAGUCAGGAAUCCGUCAACAGGAUCCGUAUUCGAGAAUCUGGAGGCCUCGGUCUGCUGGUGCAGGCACUGUCGGACCAGAGUAGGAAAGAACUGUGGUCUUGUUGCGUCUGUGCAAUCCUUCAAUUUCGUUACGACGAGCCGAGUCUUGCCGUCCUUUGGAGCCUCGAUCUUGUUCCUACUUUACUGGUGCACAUCACAGACUACACUAAAGAUCACCAGGAAGAUCAGCAUUGCCACAGAUUCUUCACCAAAUGCAAUGGAGGACCAAAAUUUAUCAACAGCGUCGGGAGAAAUCAAUGGCAUUGGUCUGCAGACCAGGAGAACAAUUACGUGUGUGAAGCAUAUAAAGCCAGAAGUGAAGCCACAGAUUAUGAUGAUGCCACCGAGCAAGCUCUUAAUCAGGAAGCUUCUUCAGAGUUGAGCAGGUAUCCUAGCAAGAACACGUUUUGUAUUCAUAGUCCAAGUUACCGAGAGAUCGAAAGACAGAAUUUAGGGCUGGACGUUGGAGGUUACUGCUCUGACUUGGGCUACCACAGCAACCCGGCAUCACCCGACCACGCCAGGCGUCCAGUGUCACCGCUUUUGGGAGCAUGGAGCCCGAGUUCUACGGACAGCGGGCUGUGGUCACCAUGCAGUACUCCACGCUGUGACUCGCCGGUGUCAGUAGCUUCGCCCGAGCCUUUCCGCAGCUUCUCUCCCAUCUGUUCUGAGAACGACAGUGACUCGGAACAACCCAUUCCCUCUUACGUGAAGAACAUGGUAGAGUCGGUGUGCAGGGACAUUCCGAAGAAGACCGAGUUCAUCAAGCGAAAACGCUCUUCGUUGUGUGACGACCAAAUCACAAAAGCAUCUGGCCACUCAAGAGGCACAGAGGACGACUCUCCUCCAAGUCGCGCCAAACGAAGGCGUCGACGAACUUUGUCAGAGUCCGUCACGUUUGCCUACAAGGACUCACAGGAGAUGCUCCUCGAUGGAAUGUUUAAGAUCCUUACAGUGUUUAGCCUGAUAGAAAUGCCGGAAUACAAGUUGGGGUCCACAGGUCUCUUUGAAGGUUUGAUGCGCUACCUGUAUGACGUCCCAAGUCCCUUGCAAAGGGCUAGCCAUAUCAUGUCGAAGAUAACAUCCAAUUUACACUCUUUUGAAGAGAUCGUUUGUAAAGGAGAAGUACUAAGACUUGUAGAAAGCAUGGUGGCGUGCGGUUUAAAGGGAUGCAAGCACUGUCGACAGUUUCGAGACCUCGGCAGGCACUGGUUGUCCAAUCUGACUCAUGUGGCAGAGUCUGGCUAUGGGAGCGGUGUGCUGGCACACUGCUUGCUGACGCAGAGCAAGGAGAUUCAGAACUGGUGCUGUCUCACUAUACCUUACAUUGUUCGUGAUAAGUCCAUUCUACGUCAGCUACUGUUUGACUGCUUGGCAUUGGAUGCACUGCUGGACAUCUUAGAAGAAGGCAAAUGUGCGACAGACAAAACAUUUCGCCAGGCGGUCGAUAGUCUCGCCGCCUUGUGCACGUCGAUAUCAGAGAGACGAACACUGCUUAAAACCUGCUUCAGAAGGUCGUUCACUAUGGACGUGCAACUGCAAGCCGACGACGGGAGCAAGGUGACCGGCAACAGGCACCGGUUGAGCGAGGUAAAUGACUACUUCAGGACAAUGCUCGACGGACACUUUGUCGAGAAGGACCAGAAAGUCGUCGCGUUCCGCAGCGCCCGUGGGAAGCCGCUGAGCGUUGUGAUACACUUCCUCCACGGUUGCAACUUUCAGACGUGCGCAUUUAUGAGCAGUGAACUGUCGGUAAACGUGCAGCUGGACGUUUUGGGUCUUUGUGACCUCAUACUGCUCCCUAGUUUGCAGAGGGAGGUCGAGGUCAGAGUAAGGCAAAACCUCAAGUUAGAAAGCGCAUGUGACGUGUAUGGUCGAGCUCUAGAGCUUGGCAUGACUGGCUUUCGCAAGGCUGCAUUGUGGUUUGUGUUGACAGAGAAAAUGGAUUCUAAGCGCCAGUGUGAGUGCCUCUUUGAGCUGGUCAGUGGGAAGUAUGGGGGCCAAGUUUUAGACGACGUUACAAGUUUGGUCCGUCAAAAUGUGUAUGUUAAUGACAGUCCCUAGUACCACGUAGCCAAACCUGUUUCGGGUUUUUUGUUGUACAUAGACACUGUAUAUAAAGUUUCUAUGCUGCUUGCAAAGUAUAACGUUAGAAGGAAACUGAAGGAAAACUAUCGAGAAGAGUAGAGUGGUAGUUUGACAGAAUUCCUUAGACAAGGUCAUCAGCUUGGUUCAUCUGGACCUAGACCAUGACGGUUUGAGCGUUGUUGAAACGGGUGCUUAUCUGAGAGUGUGAAUGAUGUGUAUAUCUGCGUAUCUCGUGUUUAGAGUGGACAAUAAAGUGCACGAUUAAGCGAAA